AAUUUACACAGGGAAGCAAUAAUAAGAAGGAGAAGAUAUCUUGUAUAGAGUAGGAGUAUGAGAUGAACUCAAUAAGUGAUGAGGCUUGUUGAUGAAAAAAGAAGAUAAAAAAAAUUUAGGAAGCGUAGUAGGAGAGUAACUCAUCCACCCCUCUUGACUCUUCACCAACUUUGGAGAGUAAUUCCUCUCUGACUCUUCACCAACCACCAACAAAAGAAGUCCAGAAUUUCCACUUGGGUAUGAGGAGGUUUGGGAUUCUGUGUGAUUCCUGCUUGAGAGAACAGAUUAUAAUAAGUCCUCUCCUCAACUUGUUUCCAAUGGUAUGUGAAAAGAAUCUUGUUCAAUAACAGAUGUGUCCUGCUAAUUCCUGUAAUCUCUCACAUGCCACACUACCAGUUUUUUUUUUGGCGUUAAUGCUCACUUCUGGAUCAAAAGCAGCCUAAUUUGACAAUUUUAAAAGGGGAAGCACUGAUGGUGGGCUCGUGGUCCCUCUUGACUUGACUCUUUGAGUCUGAUCUUCCCGUGUCUCUCUCUCUCUCUCUCUCUCUCUCUCUCUUUCUGGUGAUACUUGAAUCCAUCCCUGUCGAUAAGGAUUUUCUUCAGAAUCUUAUCCCCUUUAUGGUUUUAUUAUGAGCCUUUGAAAUAAAACUAGGAAGAAAAACAGGGGAGAAUCAGUUGAUGAGAAGAGUCUCAGACUAAGACCAUUUACAGAAUAUCACAGAGAGAAUAGGGAUGGGGCUGGAGAUGGAGAUGGAGAUGGGUUCAGUGGAAGAUGAGAACGAGAACUCACAGGUAAAGCAAGUGGCUUUGACAGUGCCGACGACAGACGACGCAAGCCUCCCUGUCCUGACCUUCCGAAUGUGGGUUCUGGGGGUAGUGUCAUGUGUGUUACUUUCGUUCCUGAACCAGUUCUUCUGGUACAGAACAGAGCCCUUGGCUAUCACCUCCAUAUCUGCCCAGAUAGCAGUGGUACCUCUGGGGCAUCUCAUGGCAGCCACCAUCACAGAUCGUAUCUUCUUCAAGGGUACCCGAUGGGAGUUCACCCUCAAUCCAGGACCCUUCAAUGUGAAGGAACAUGUACUCAUCACCAUCUUUGCUAACUCUGGAGCUGGAACUGUAUAUGCUACUCACAUCCUCAGUGCUAUUAAGCUUUACUACAAGAGGAAGCUCACCUUCUUUGUUUCCUUCAUCCUCAUGAUUACCACCCAGGUGUUGGGGUUUGGAUGGGCUGGGAUAUUCAGGAGAUAUCUUGUGGAGCCUGCAGAGAUGUGGUGGCCGAGCAAUCUCGUGCAGGUCUCACUGUUCAGGGCAUUACAUGAGAAAGAAAAGAGGCCCAAGGGCCAGAUGACUCGCAACCAGUUCUUCCUAAUUGCCUUCAUGUGUAGCUUUGCUUAUUAUGUCUUUCCUGGUUACCUAUUUCCCAUGUUAACCUCCAUGUCUUGGGUCUGCUGGGUCUUCCCUACAUCCGUUCUUGCUCACCAACUGGGCUCAGGCCUUUUUGGUCUGGGCAUAGGUGCCUUUGCCUUUGAUUGGUCCACAGCUACUUCAUACCUUGGCAGUCCACUUGCCAGCCCUUGGUUUGCUACAGCCAACAUUGGUGCUGGCUUCCUCAUCCUCAUGUACCUCAUUGUCCCUGCUUCCUAUUGGCUUAACAUCUACAAUGCCAAGACCUUCCCCAUCUACUCUAGUAAUCUCUUCACCUCUUCUGGCCAAAAGUAUAACAUCUCUACCAUCAUCAACUCUAAUUUCCAGAUUGACCUCAAUGCCUAUAAGCACAAUGGCCCUCUUCACAUCAGCACCUUCUUUGCCAUUAGCUAUGGUGCUGGCUUUGCUGCCCUCACUGCCACUAUUGCUCAUGUUCUUGUCUUCCAUGGAAGGGAAAUAUUGGAGCUAAGCAAAUCAGCCUUGAAGGAGAAGAGGAAGAUGGAUAUACACACUAGGCUUAUGAGUAAGUAUAAGCAAGUGCCCCAGUGGUGGUUCAUCGGCAUCCUCCUCUGCAACAUUGCUAUGACUAUCUUCGCUUGUGAGUACUUCAAUGACCAACUUCAGUUACCAUGGUGGGGAGUCUUACUAGCUUGUUUCCUUGCCUUGAUCUUCACUCUCCCAAUUGGCAUCAUAUAUGCCACCACAAACCAGCAACCGGGGUUGAACAUCAUUACAGAGUAUAUCAUAGGGUACAUCUACCCAGGGCGCCCUGUUGCAAACAUGUGCUUCAAGGUGUAUGGAUAUAUCAGUAUGAGUCAAGCUGUAACCUUUCUGCAAGAUUUCAAGCUUGGACACUACAUGAAGAUUCCUCCCAGAUCAAUGUUCAUGGCCCAGGUUGUGGGAACCUUGCUAUCAUGUUUGGUCUACCUGGGAACUGCAUGGUGGCUAAUGGCUUCCAUCCCCAACAUCUGUGACACUUCGCUGCUGCCUCCAGACAGUCCAUGGACAUGUCCAAUGGACCGUGUAUUUUACAGCGCAUCUGUUAUCUGGGGUCUGAUUAGCCCUCGCAGAUUUUUUGGGGACCUUGGUCCAUAUUCAGCUGUCAAUUGGUUCUUCCUAGGUGGAGCCAUUGCCCCAGUUCUUGUUUGGGUUGCACACAGAGCCUUCCCUCAGCAGAAAUGGAUCCGCCUUAUCAAUAUGCCAAUCUUAUUAGGUGCUACAGCAAUGAUGCCCCCUGCCAGUGCGAUCAACUUCAGCACCUGGCUACUUCUUGGGUUACUCUCUGGCUUCAUCCUGUAUAGAUACCGGCAAAACUGGUGGCAACGCCACAAUUAUGUUCUCUCAGGGGCUCUAGAUGCUGGCCUUGCCUUCAUGGGUGUGCUCCUGUUUCUGUGUUUGGGCCUGAAGUCAAUCAGCAUUGAUUGGUGGGGAAACAACCUAGAUAACUGCCCUUUGGCUACUUGCCCAACCGCCGAAGGUGUUAUUGUUGAUAAUUGCCCUGUUUUCUGACUUAAAUUUGCAGAGGCUAAGAACUCAUUUGAAUGUAAAUAACUACGCAAAAUAUUUCAUAUCCUGCGAUUCUAUGGAUCUGCUUUCCGAAAAUUAAUCUAAGUGACAGAAACAAAUA
Messenger RNA from Macadamia integrifolia, 3052 nucleotides. RefSeq names its product oligopeptide transporter 7-like. The record is from RefSeq and is a predicted model, not a curated record. The transcript is spliced from 6 exons. The coding region runs from base 733 to 2934 and encodes 733 amino acids. Gene Ontology annotation, molecular function: oligopeptide transmembrane transporter activity. Gene Ontology annotation, biological process: transmembrane transport. Lineage: Eukaryota; Viridiplantae; Streptophyta; Magnoliopsida; Proteales; Proteaceae.